Penicillium canariense is the source of this 1641-nucleotide messenger RNA. Its product is annotated as phosphoinositide binding protein ATG18. The record is from RefSeq and is a predicted model, not a curated record. Gene Ontology annotation, molecular function: protein binding; phosphatidylinositol-3,5-bisphosphate binding; phosphatidylinositol-3-phosphate binding. The coding region runs from base 1 to 1641 and encodes 546 amino acids. The transcript has 8 exons. NCBI's taxonomy places the organism in Eukaryota, Fungi, Ascomycota, Eurotiomycetes, Eurotiales, Aspergillaceae. Gene Ontology annotation, biological process: protein localization to phagophore assembly site; protein lipidation; nucleophagy. Gene Ontology annotation, cellular component: cytosol; fungal-type vacuole membrane; phagophore assembly site membrane.
AUGGGACCUGGAAUAGCAGAUUAUCCCGGCGCUUCGUCUGCAUGGGAUACUGUUGUUGUUCCCCUGGCCACAUCUCCAUCUUUGAAGGCUUUGGAUGGAGCCGCCAUGGGCGGUCGUGAGGCCGCGGGCAUAGUGCUGGGUAGUGUUGGCGCAUUGCAGCGAAGCAAGCGACUAAUCGAUAAGAGAGAGUUGCUCCUCCUCCAAGGAUCUCUGAUUGUCCUAUCCUCUCCCGCGUCCUCGCUGCCGCCAGACUUGGAAUUUGUGGGCGAUGAUAGGGGCUUAUCGGUGACGGGUGACCGACUCCUAGCUGGCUCAGCCCCCAUCUCCGUCGUUUUUUCUUCCAAGCGGGCCAAGAUGGCGAUGAAUUUUGUGACCUUCAACCAGGACUACAGCUACCUGGCUGUUGCCACCUCCAAGGGAUUCCGCAUAUUCACGACCGACCCUUUCGCUAAAAGCUAUGAGACAAAAGAAGGAAACAUCGCUGUCAUUGAGAUGCUCUUCUCGACUUCCUUAGUGGCACUCAUCCUCUCCCCGCGACGAUUACAAAUUACGAACACCAAGCGCCAAAGCACAAUAUGUGAAUUAACAUUCCCGACCACGGUUCUGUCCGUGAAGUUGAACCGAAAACGACUUGUCAUCGUGCUGGAGGAUCAGAUCUACCUUUACGACAUUCAGACCAUGGGGCUAUUGUCUACAAUUGAUACCUCACCGAACCCGCAUGCUAUAUGUGCACUCGCACCUUCCUCGGAUAACUGCUACAUGGCCUAUCCCCUGCCUCAAAAGGCCCCUGCGACAGUCAAACCACCGGCGCAUGCUCCGCCAGGCACGACACAUGUCUCGUCCACAAGCGGCGAUGUUCUUAUCUUCGACGCCGUGAAACUCGAAGCGAUCAACGUUAUCGAGGCUCAUCGUUCUCCGUUGGCCUGUAUCACCCUCAAUAGUGACGGCACGCUGCUUGCGACCGCUUCGGACAAGGGCACUAUUAUUCGUGUUUUCUCUGUCCCCGAUGGCCACAAGCUAUACCAGUUUCGACGUGGAUCGAUGCCUUCUCGAAUCUAUAGCAUGUCCUUCAACACCACAUCCACCCUUCUCUGUGUCUCCUCGUCUACCGAGACCAUCCAUCUAUUCAAGUUGACCCGGCAAGGGCCUUCCUCAGACGCUUCUUCCGCUCACUCUCCGGUCGGUCGGGACUCUCACCUCGGUCCCAGUCUAUUUGGAAAGGAUGAGAAUGAGCUUGGCGAGAGCAGCUCAGAAUUAGCAGCUAGAAAGCAUAAUGGUACAUUGAUUGGUAUGCUCCGUCGAACAUCUCAAAAUGUCGGUGGCGCAGUUGCCGCAAGGGUGGGCGGAUAUCUUCCUAAAGGAGUCAGUGAGAUGUGGGAACCCGCACGAGACUUCGCGUGGAUUAAGCUGCCCCGGUCCAAUCAGGGUGCAGGUGGAAACGGUCACACCGGGCCGCUUCGGAGUGUUGUUGCUAUGAGCAGCAAUACGCCUCAGGUGAUGGUUGUCACCAGUGACGGAAACUUUUACGUUUUCAAUAUCGACUUGUCUAAAGGUGGGGAGGGGACCCUCACAAAGCAAUACUCGGUUGUCGACUCGAAUGAUAGAUUGGGGCACCCCGCGGUUUCCGCGUGGUCUGAAUAG